AUGAUGCUGCAUUGCGAUGAUUUUCGUGCAAGAUUUCCGCAGGAGGUUUCAGUUAAAUGCUUUGCGGAUGCUGGGUUUUUCCUUGAAAGGAUAUAUCCGGAAAAAGGUCCCUUUGGUCUCUGUACGAUAGUCAUUCACCUCCAGAAUGUUAGAAAAGUGUUGCCCAAGGACUGCCUUGCCAACAAGGAGCCAACCGAGUGCUUCUUCCCGGCAGAGCUUAUUAAGAGCAUCCGCACCCCCAUGUUUAUUCUCAACCCUAGUUAUGAUUCAUGGCAGAUACGAAAUUUUCUUGUACCUGAUUCAUCUGCUCCUGACAAAUCAUGGUUGAGUUGCAAGGAAAAUAUCCGAAACUGCAAUUCUACACAAGUUGAAGUUCCAUCGAUAGGAUUGAGGAAUAAGAUGGUCAAUGACUUGAAGGUCGUCGAAGACAAGGAGGACUGGGGCAUGUUCAUCGAUUCAUGCUUCACGCACUGCCAAUCGCUCUCCGGCGUCUCUUGGCAUUCACCAACCUCCCCGAAGCUUGAAAACAAGACCAUUGCAGAAGCUGUUGGAGACUGGCACUCUGGAAGGAGCCAAGGAGCCAAAGAGAUUGACUGCAAGUAUCAGUGCAACCCAACAUGCAACAGUUUGCCGCCUCCACGGGAUGUUACUGCAUUCGACCGUGUCGAGAUCUACUAA
Molecule: messenger RNA, 678 nt
Organism: Triticum turgidum subsp. durum (durum wheat)
Lineage: Eukaryota; Viridiplantae; Streptophyta; Magnoliopsida; Poales; Poaceae
Source: the annotation of a GenBank genome assembly